UGUGUGUGUGUGUGUGUGUGUGUGUGUGUGUGCGCGUGUGCAUGUGCAUGUUGCAGGCUGAGGCGGAAUGGCAACGCCUCCAGGAGCUGUGUGCCGAGCAGGAGCAGGAGCAUAGCACCUCCGUGCGCUGCCUGGAGGAGAGCAUCCAUGAGAAAGAGGUCCAGAUCAAGGAACUGAAGGAGACCAUCUUUGAGCUGGAGGACCAGGUGGAGCAGCACCGGACUGUAAGGCUGCACACCAAUCAGACCAUCCUGGACCUGGAGGGUCAGAUCAAGAAGCUGGAGGAGCAGAAACUCAACUUGGAGAAGCAGCUGAAAGCUCUGAGCAGACAGAUGAAGGACGAGACAGAGGAGUGGCGGCGGUUCCAGGCAGACCUACAGACGGCCGUGGUGGUGGCCAACGACAUCAAGGUGGAGGCGCAGCAGGAGGUGCGCGGCCUCCGCAGGCGGCUGCAGGAGGAGCAGGAACGGAACAUGAACCUGGAGGCUGAGCUGGAGCAGCUGCAGGGUGGCAGGUUGAAAGGUGAUGAGGUGGAUUCCUCAGACACGGACGGCAGCCCUCGUUGGUGUGGAAUCUCAGUCAGUCAGACGGGAUCACCCUCUUCUGAACCUGGAGCCACUGUCAAGUCCCUCAUCAAAUCCUUCGACUCGGGCGUGCAGAAUGGGCCCAGCCACACGGUGGCGAUACACUCCUCUACCAGAAGCCCCCUGAGCGGGAUCCCCGUCCGCACAGCCCCUGCGGCCGCUGUCUCCCCAAUCCAGAGGCACUCAUCUAUCAAACCUCUCUCGAAGGCCCUGGAGAAAAGAAUCAAUUUGGGAGAUUUCGCUCACCCAGACAAGCUGCCGGGUCUCAGCGAUGACCUGAAACCCAGCACCCUCAUGAGGAAGAGCCCAUCCUUAGAGUCCGUCAUCAAGACCCCGGGUUCACUGGGCAGCCGCACAGCUUCCUUAAGCUACCCGAAGGCCAACAGCAAACUGAGUGUGGAAAGAAAAGACCCCUUGGCUGCUCUGGCCAGGCAGUAUGGAGGAUCUAAGAGGAACGCGCUUCUGAAGUGGUGCCAGAGGAAAACAGAGGGCUAUCCGAACAUCGACGUGACCAACUUCAGCAGCAGCUGGAGUGACGGGCUGGCCUUCUGCGCGCUCCUGCACACCUACCUGCCAGCCCACAUCCCGUACCAGGAGCUCAUCAGCCAGGACAAGAGCAGGAAUCUGACCCUGGCUUUCCAAGCGGCCGAGAGCGUCGGCAUCAAGCCCUCCCUGGACCUCAGUGAAAUGUUACACACGGACCGGCCAGAUUGGCAAAGUGUCAUGCAGUACGUCUCUCAGAUCUACAAGUACUUCGAGACCUGAUGGGAGGAUUCAGGGCACGAGCACGGCAAGCACUUUCACCCAUUCCCACCGUAGCAGCCAUCUCUGCCCCCGCCUUCCGAGCCACCUACCCAGCUCUCUGUCUGUCCGGCCGCCAUCUGGGCUGGGCGGCAGCUGUUUGAGUUUAACCGUGACAUUGUGAGAGGCGGCAGUCUGCUACCAAGGCACCCACAUCACACCUGCCCUCAGCCGAUUUUGCUAACUGUGUGCUUCCUCUAACUCCUAGCUCUGUUUACGGCUAAUAUUCGGAAACCGUUAUUUAUUUAUACCCAUCUCGUAAUAAAAUGGUAAGAACAUGGAGUGGACAUUUGUGGUUUGAGGAAUUGAGGCCCCUUUCUGACUACAGACAGUGUUGCUGAUAAUAAAGGUUUUUGUCCAACCUCAAA
Messenger RNA from Paramormyrops kingsleyae, 1753 nucleotides. The record is from RefSeq and is a predicted model, not a curated record. Lineage: Eukaryota; Metazoa; Chordata; Actinopteri; Osteoglossiformes; Mormyridae.